AUGACAGCAGAGAGCGUUGGAGUUACGGAGGAGACGGUGGACGUCCGGCAUCACAAGAGUAUCCGCAGCAGCACCUCGGAUAAACGCCUUGGAAAGCGCAACUCAAUGCAUCGAACAGCACUUUCUCGGAGUCAUAACCAGAAAAUUGAGCAGCAGGAUGAGCAGGAACAGCAGCACAAAGCUGAGAAGAUUAACGCCAAGAGAAGGAACAGUUUAAGUUCCGAUUUCGAGGUAGUGCCAACUGAGGAAGAGGUUCGAAGAGCACGAAAAAUUUGGAGUGAGACACAGAAGAAAAACCCACCAAAUGGCCGGGAGGACCAUCUCAUCCAAUGGGCCCGAAAUACCCUUCGAGCACAGGCGAAUUGGGAGAAAUUGGGAUAUAAUAAUCCUCACACAAGAAGCGUGGAACAGCUACAACUAAGGCCUGGUGGAAAUAUCGAAUCACCAAUGCCAAUCUUCUACCCAGAUAUAGAUGCCACACGCUAUUUUCUGCCCUCUUCACCACAAAAUAUGUCGCCAAGGAUGUCACUUCUUUCUUUACAGUCCCUUCCAACGCCAGUGAAAGAAGAACCAGAGGGUGACUCCCAAGGUGACCAACUCGAUGGAACUUAUUCCCCCUUAUAUAAUUCCUCCGGACUCCCAGGAAGCCUACCACGAAAUACUAAUCAAAUCCCGAUCGCACGUUCAGAUAAAACGCCGACUCAUCGAGAUGAGCCAUCGCCGACAUCAGUGGCUGGCAAGGAAGGGUUAGAUGGCAAGAUCAACAAAAAGAAUCUUUCCACAGGCAGGGCAAACUUGUCAAAGAAUUUUCUGCCAGGAUACAAAAACAUCAAUAAACGAUGUAUGAGAGCCCUCAAGAAUAUAACAGGAAAGACAUUGCGUGUUCCUGUGCCCAAUUUACCACUAUCUGUACCUUCGUCCCCUGCGCCCGUUCCGACAUCGCCUCCUCCAGUUCCAUCUACCACUCAACCUCAAUCUGUUGGUACUUCUACCGUUGAGGUUUAUUCAGCUUUAGACCCUAAUGAUCAUGUUCUUGAAGGACCUCGAUCAUCCGGUGUUAUUCGUGAUUUUUCAGCCAACGAAGAACCGCUUCGGCAAGCGGAGGAUGAUAUUGCCGCCAGCAUUGGGUUCAUGACGAGUCCCUUAUUGGAGAUACAAGUUCAACUAAGGCAGGAUUUAUUUGCUAGAGGACUUGCGUAG
Messenger RNA from Morchella sextelata, 1200 nucleotides. RefSeq lists its product as uncharacterized. Lineage: Eukaryota; Fungi; Ascomycota; Pezizomycetes; Pezizales; Morchellaceae. The transcript has 3 exons. The record is from RefSeq and is a predicted model, not a curated record. Bases 1 to 1200 code for a protein of 399 amino acids.